ACACACGCCGUCCCCAUCACACCCCCGUUUCUGCCACAACAACAAUGACCUCCCAGUCCUCGAGCUCCCAGAUCGCAUGGCUUGCCGGCCUCAACCCCCACUUCGACUCCCCCACUGGGGACCAGAAGUUUAUGCGCAAGACUUCCAUCAUCGGCACCAUCGGUCCCAAGACUAACAGCAUUGACAUGAUCACCCAGCUGGCUGAUGCUGGUCUCAACAUUGUCCGCAUGAACUUCUCCCACGGCUCUUACGAGUACCACCAGUCGGUCAUUGACAACGCCCGCGAGGCCGCAAAGCGCAGCCCCGCUGGCCGCCCCAUUGCCAUCGCCCUUGACACCAAGGGCCCCGAGAUCCGUACCGGUCUCAUGGCCAACGAGUCGGACGUUCCCAUCCCCGCGGGACACGAGUUCUGGGUGACCACCGACCCCUCCUUCGCUGAGGCGGGCAACGCCGACCAGAUCUUCAUGGACUACCCCAACCUUCCCAAGGUCACCGCGCCUGGCAAGUACAUCUUCGUUGAUGACGGCAUCCUGUCGCUUCAGGUCGUCUCGAUUGAUGGCGCCCGUCUCCGCGUUAAGGCCCUCAACGCCGGUACCCUGUCCUCGCGCAAGGGUGUUAACCUUCCUAAGACCCACGUCGACCUCCCCGCCCUUUCGGAGAAGGACAAGGCCGACCUCGCUUUUGGCGUGCGCAACAAUGUCGACAUGAUCUUUGCCUCGUUUAUCCGCCGCGCCCAGGACGUCCGUGACAUCCGCAAGGCGCUCGGCACUGAGGGUGCAGGCAUCAAGAUCAUCUCCAAGAUUGAGAACGAGCAGGGCCUCACCAACUUUGACGAGAUUCUGCGCGAGACUGACGGUGUCAUGGUUGCCCGUGGUGACCUUGGUAUCGAGAUCCCCGCCUCGCAGGUCUUCCUCGCCCAGAAGAUGAUGAUCGCCAAGUGCAACGUCGCCGGCAAGCCCGUCAUUUGCGCCACCCAGAUGCUCGAGUCGAUGACUGUCAACCCACGCCCUACCCGGGCCGAGGUCUCUGACGUCGCCAACGCUGUCCUUGACGGCGCUGACUGUGUCAUGCUUUCGGGAGAGACUGCCAAGGGCAAGUACCCUCUUGAGGCCGUCCGCAUGAUGGCCGAGACCGCAUACGUCGCCGAGUCGGCCAUCUCGUACGCACCUCUGUUCGACCAGCUUCGUGCCCUUACCCCUCGCCCCACUGAGACCGCGGAGACGCUUGCUCUUGCUGCCGUCGCCGCCUCGAUGGAGCAGGAUGCCGGCGCCAUCAUUGUCCUUUCCACCUCGGGUGUCUCGGCGCGCCUCAUCGCCAAGUACCGCCCCUCGUGCCCCAUCAUUUGCGUCACCCGUAAGGACCAGACCGCCCGUCAGCUCCACCUUUCGCGCGGCGUCUACCCCGUGUGGUACCCUGAGCCCCGUGGUGUUCCUCAGGAGAAGUGGCAGAUCGACGUUGACAACCGUAUCCGCUACGGUCUCAAGGUCGCCGUCAACCUCGGCAUUGUCAAGCCCGAGGCCACCGUUAUCGCUGUGCAGGGCUGGAAGGGCGGCCUUGGCCACACCAACACCCUCCGCAUUCUCUCGGUCCCCACCGACCCAUCCGACCUCGAGAUUGCCUACAUUGAGCGCGAGUAAGCGCCUAUCGAUGCGAGUGAGCCAGCCGCCCCUUGUGCGUAUAUCCCGGCGCUGCUCCGCUGCCGAUCUGGAAGGGAGAUAUAUGAUUUCUGUUUCCUCGAGACGAGUUGGGAAGGCGCGGGCACAUUGGCCAAAGCGCAUACCGCUCUGUCACUGUAAUAGGC
Molecule: messenger RNA, 1801 nt
Organism: Cutaneotrichosporon oleaginosum
Lineage: Eukaryota; Fungi; Basidiomycota; Tremellomycetes; Trichosporonales; Trichosporonaceae
Biological process (GO): glycolytic process
Cellular component (GO): cytoplasm
Molecular function (GO): pyruvate kinase activity; potassium ion binding; magnesium ion binding
Source: RefSeq, a predicted model, not a curated record